AUGGGUGCUCAAGACGUUCUGUCCCGGAAGUCCGGUGUCAUCGUCGGUGACGAUGUCCUGGCCCUCUUCGAGUACGCUCGCAAGAACCAGUUCGCCAUCCCCGCCAUCAACGUGACCACGUCGUCCACCGUUAUUGCCUCCCUCGAGGCCGCCCGCGACGCCAAGUCGCCCAUCAUCCUGCAGACCUCGCAAGGUGGUGCUGCCUACUUCGCCGGUAAGGGCGUUGACAACAAGGACCAGUCCGCCUCCAUCCAGGGCUCUGUUGCCGCUGCCCACUACAUCCGUGCCAUUGCCCCGGCAUACGGCAUCCCCGUCGUCCUGCACACCGACCACUGCGCCAAGAAGCUGCUGCCCUGGUUGGACGGCAUGCUCGACGCCGAUGAGAAGUACUUCAAGGAGCACGGCGAGCCCCUGUUCUCCUCCCACAUGAUCGAUCUCUCUGAGGAGCCCGUCGACUACAACGUCGAGACCACCGCCAAGUACCUGAAGCGUGCUGCUCCCAUGAAGCAGUGGCUGGAGAUGGAGAUUGGUAUCACCGGUGGUGAGGAGGAUGGUGUCAACAACGAGGACGUUGACAACAACUCCCUGUACACUCAGCCCGAGGAUAUCUGGAACAUCUACAACACCCUCUCCCCCAUCUCCCCCUUCUUCUCCAUCGCUGCCGGUUUCGGUAACGUUCACGGUGUCUACAAGCCUGGCAACGUCAAGCUGCACCCCGAGCUUCUCGGCAAGCACCAGGCCUACGUUGCUGAGCAGCUGGCCAAGAAGGGCGAGAAGGGCAUCAACGAGAAGAAGCCCGUCUUCUUCGUCUUCCACGGUGGCUCCGGCUCCGAGAAGCACGAGUACCUCGACGCCAUCAGCCACGGUGUCGUCAAGGUCAACAUGGACACUGACAUGCAGUUCGCCUACACCGAGGGUAUCCGCGACUACAUGGUUGGCAAGCACGAGUACCUCAAGACCGCUAUCGGCAACCCCGACGGUGCUGACAAGCCCAACAAGAAGUUCUUCGACCCCCGUGUCUGGGUUCGCGAGGGUGAGAAGACCAUGUCCAAGCGUGUUGCUAUUGCCCUCAAGGACUUCAACACUGCUGGCACUUUGUAA
Messenger RNA from Pestalotiopsis fici W106-1, 1101 nucleotides. RefSeq names its product Fructose-bisphosphate aldolase. Gene Ontology annotation, cellular component: cytosol. The record is from RefSeq and is a predicted model, not a curated record. The coding region runs from base 1 to 1101 and encodes 366 amino acids. NCBI's taxonomy places the organism in Eukaryota, Fungi, Ascomycota, Sordariomycetes, Amphisphaeriales, Sporocadaceae. The transcript is spliced from 2 exons. Gene Ontology annotation, biological process: gluconeogenesis; glycolytic process. Gene Ontology annotation, molecular function: fructose-bisphosphate aldolase activity; zinc ion binding.